AUGGCUGCGGUGGACCUAGGCCGAUACCGUCGCAUCGUUCAGAUGUUUUGGGAUCCCGAACCCACCAACGAUCACCAGAGCGAUCUUCCAGUCUGGUGCUUGGGUCGCUCCUACACGCUGAAUACUAAGGUUACCAGAGAGAAAAAAACAGAUGAUCGAAGCCAGACCCCUCCUCCGACCGAACCUAUCGAAACCAACCCAAAAUCUGCCCUGGGGUCAGCUACAGCGUCAACCUCGACCAAGAGCCCGGAAACCCCGCCAGAUUCUGUGUCCAGCAGCUUUUCGUCCUCGCUUGCUUACGAUGGAGAUUACUUGGAUCAGGAUGGUGGAUGGCCCUCGGCCUUUCUCGACGAUUUUGAAUCCAAGGCCUUGGCCAACGCUCAAGAACAGCAGCCUCUCCGAGUGUACUCCACCGGAGACGGACCUGAUGUUUACGAGGAGAACUUCAUGAAGAUCGCUAAACCCGAAGGUUCUCGGUUCUAUCCGACACUUAUCUUGGUUGGUACAAGGCUCGGAAUCGACAAGAUUACCCCGGUCUAUUGGGAAGCUCUCAUAGCCGCACUACAGAUGCCACAGUCCGUGGGCAUCGCAGGUGGCAGACCUUCCUCUUCUCACUACUUCAUUGGCGCACAGGGUUCUAACUUGUUCUACCUUGAUCCACACCACACGCGACCAGCCCUUCCCUUCCACACGGAUCCUUCUCGCUAUAGUGAAGCAGAUGUUGAUACAGUGCAUACUCGACGCCUACGCCGGCUUCACAUCAGGGAGCUGGAUCCGAGUAUGCUCAUUGGGUUCCUGAUCCAGGACGAGGAUGAUUGGGUUGAGUGGAGGCGCAAUGUGAAGCACGUCCAAGGAAAAGCAGUGAUUCAUGUCGCGGACUACGAUCCAGUCUCCAGUGGUGGUGGAGGAGAAAGACACAGCGCCAUCGACGAAGUUGAAACGCUUAGUGAUGACGACAGCGACACCAUCUUGAACGCUUGA
Molecule: messenger RNA, 981 nt
Organism: Colletotrichum orchidophilum
Lineage: Eukaryota; Fungi; Ascomycota; Sordariomycetes; Glomerellales; Glomerellaceae
Product: peptidase family C54
Exons: 3
Coding region: 1-981 (326 amino acids)
Molecular function (GO): protein-phosphatidylethanolamide deconjugating activity
Source: RefSeq, a predicted model, not a curated record